AUAAAAUACUCAAUUUACAGUGACAAUAUAACGCACACUAAUUCAUUUGCAAGCUUAAAUAACAGCGAUCCGUCGACGGUGAAACAGUAACAUUUUGUUUGUACCUACCGAGCUGUCGAUUAAAACGUUAGAAUGCAGUCUUCAUUUGUAAAAUUGCCAUUAGUGCUUAUUUUAUGUAUCGUUUCGUUGUCGUAUACCAACGCUGAGAAGAAGGUGACGGUACACAGCUAUAACGCAGAUGUUACCAACGGUAACAAUGUACUUGAUUCCUGGUCACCAAGCCUUUCGAAUGGUCUCAUUACAUCGAAUAUAGGUGUUAGUCAAAAUUGCCCAAGUGCAGCACAGGUUGUUAUCAAGAUAUUCAAAGACGAACAGCUUGUUAACACGUUCAAUCAAAAUUUCAAGCAGCCGAUAAAGGAAUUCGAAAGUUAUAACAUUUGUAGCUCGAUCGACGCCCCGGAACCCGAUGACGACUCGUGUUCCGUAGCUCAGGGUGAACAUACAGCCUCCGAUUGCGACUUAAGUUCCUUCUUCAGCGACAUGGACAACGGCCAAUAUAUAGUCGAAUGCGAAUUUAAAUUCUCUAAUAAUGUAGUUUCUACCGCCAAACUGGACCUCACAGUGGAGGAUGCAUAGUGAGGCGAGCAUUAUCCCCAUUUAGAGUAGACAUUGAAAUAUUUUUAAUUUCCGUCAAUAUGUGUAGCAUAUAGCACUAUAAAUGUAGUCUGCUAUAUUUACAAUAAAUAAAGAAUAAGU
Messenger RNA from Colletes gigas, 756 nucleotides. RefSeq lists its product as uncharacterized. The transcript has 4 exons. Bases 133 to 636 code for a protein of 167 amino acids. NCBI's taxonomy places the organism in Eukaryota, Metazoa, Arthropoda, Insecta, Hymenoptera, Colletidae. The record is from RefSeq and is a predicted model, not a curated record.